AGGAGGGAGGGCUGAUGCCUGAAGAGGGAGUACCUAGAAAUGAGACACGAGGGGGGAGAUUGGAACAUGAUAUGUGGCCAGAAAGGAGGUGUUAUUGCAGCCUCUUCAGAUGUGUGAGUACAAUAACAGGCGAGUCUGCAUCCUUCUUCCUUAUGAGAGCACAUACAGGAGCGUGAUUUCUCCUGAGGAUGUCCUAAAAUGCUUUCCAUAGUCACAUGGCACUGUGAUGUCGUGCACGACGUCAGAGAGUCCAACUGCGGAAUAAGUACUGGUGGAUAAUUAAGAGCUGAGGACUAACUCACUAACAACAGUUACAAUGACCAUCAAGAAAGACAAGAAGAAGAUGACUGAUAGGAUAGUGAAUCAUGCGCUCGAGAUAAUCUUUCUGCUUACUGGAGAGGAAUACAUCAUUAUGAAGAAAAAUGCUCCCCAAAGCAUACACCUUCUGACUGGUGAGGUCCAUAUAAAGAGUGGAGAUGCUGCUGUCUAUUUUUCGACAGAAGAGUGGGAAUAUAUAGAGAGCCACAAGGAGUCUUACAAGGAUGUUAUGAUGGAGACCAUUGGUAGUUCUGGAAUCCCAAACAACAAGACCUUUGGUAAAAUUGUCACUAAAGUUGCAUUUGAAAAGGAACAAAAAGAGGAGUCAUAUGCAAUAAGGAGACUUGACACUAAAGUGCAGAAAAUCAGUGGAUAUGCCAGUCCUGGUGAAAUCAAUGAAGUUGUAUCAGAUAUAGAAAAUAAAGGGGAGCAAUAUGCGGACAGUAGCCUGGAAGACACUAUGCAGAUAAUCUGUGUGAAUGCUGACUCAGGUGAAUCCUCAAGUGUGGAUAUUUUAGAAGAAUCCCAGCCUGCCACGUGCAUAUCAGAUGAGGAGGUGGAAAAUGAAAUAGGCAAAAUAAACCCAGAGGUUGCAACAGACAUGGAAGAAAAAGUGAAGCAAUGUGCAGUAAGGUGCCUAGAUGAUGAAGAUGAUGAAGAUGAGGAAGUCUGUAUGAGCUCUGGCUCAGGUGGGUCUUGGAACAGGAGAAUGUCAGAAGAAUACCAAACAAAUGUAUGCAUAGCCCACGAGCUAGUGAAAUAUGAAUCCAGUGUGUUUCAUGGGCUUCAAUCAGAUAAUUCUAAAGGGAACUUGACUUUGUGGAAACAAGGAGAAGCCAUAUUUGCUUCACAGCCUUAUCAGUGUAAAGAAAAUGCAUUGGCUUUGAAUGAGAAGUUUGACUAUAUUAGCGAUGACGCCCUUCAGGAGGCUAUAAAACAUAACAAUAAAGAGAAGAAAGUUUGUGCUAAACUUUCCUCCGGAAAAUCAGGUUGUGAAUACUACACACUUGCUGAAGAUACACCAUUUAAUUAUAGUGACAGUAAUAAUCCAUACGUGACCACUCAGCAGAUGGCACACACUGAUGAUAGGUUGUAUGAAUGUACUGAAGGGGAAAAACACUUUCCUUAUGAUUCUAUUUUCAAUAGACAUCAAAUAAUUCACAAAAAAGAGGAGCCUUGCACUUCUGCUGAUUUUGACAAGAGUUUCAGCCCACACAAGGUCACACAUUACAUGGAUAGUUCAGGAGAGAAACCCUUUAGUUGUAAUGACUGUGGACAGUGCUUUACAAGACGAUCAAGUCUUCUUAGACACGGUAAAUUCCAUAGUGGAGACAACCCAUAUACAUGUCUUGUAUGUGGGAAAUGCUUCUCAAACAAGUCCCAUCUUGUGGCACACAGGAGAAUUCACGAGGGAGAGAAGCCAUAUUCUUGCCCUGAAUGUGGGAAAUGCUUUGCUAACAGGUCCUAUCUGUCCGUGCACAAGAGAACUCACACAGGAGAGAAACCCUAUUCAUGUCCUGAGUGCGGCAAACGCUUCACUGCCAUGCAAAGUGUUGUCAGACAUCGGAGAUCUCACACAGGAGAGAAGCCUUAUGCAUGCGGGGAGUGUGGGAAACGUUUCACCAGAAGGUCAUGUCUUAAUAGGCACAACAGAUCCCAUAUGAGAGUGAAACCUUUUCCCUGUUCAGAAUGCGGCCAGUGCUUCACCAACAAGGGACUCCUGGAUGCGCACAAAAUUACUCACACAGGGGUGAAGCUUUACUCAUGCACAGAGUGCGGCAAAUGCUUCACCCAAAUGGCUGCCCUCAUUGGGCACCACCGGUCUCAUAUAGAAGAGAAUCCCUGAAGAUCUCAUAACAUAAGCACAACAGGACUCAUGCAGGGUCUUAGGUGAUAUUACUUGGAGAAGUGUUUACCAGCAAACUCAUGCCAGAAAGAAUCUGUUUCCUUUAACUGAAGGCUGCUGCUUAGUGUUGUGCAAGAGAGAACACACACAGGAGAAAACAGAGACAGCACAUAUAUAGACCAUUACUUUACAUUGGAGAGGGCAGAACGAUGGAGCACUUGAAAUUUCCCUUAACUAAUUUUAUUUAAAUAUCGAGUUGUUCGUUUGUAAAAGAGUAUGUUGCAGCAUUCAUAGGGAUAGAUGUAAAAUGUCUGAUGUUUUUAGAACAUGAUGCUUGAGGAAAUUCGUUGUUUUGUUUUAUCCCCCCCCCAUCUACUCAAGAAGUCUGCUGACUGUAAUUGUUUUCUAAACAGCAAAGAUGUAAUCAAAAGUGCAAAGUCAGGGUCUUGUAACCUAUAGCAACCGAUAAGUUGGUCUGCUUUUUUGAAAUGCCUAAUUUUAUUAUGGGCAACUAGGACUGAUAUAAACUUUGCAUCUACUAUUACCCCCCCCCCCCCCGAUUGAUUUUUAACAAGGAGGCUGCUUUGCUGCAGAGCAAGGAAAAAAGACAUGUUAUAUAGAAGUGCAAAAUUGACCUGGGCUUAUUUCAAAUUAUUAUGCCUAAACGAAACACUAAUUAGUACAGGUAUGGGACCUAUUAUCCAGAAUGCUUGGGACCUGGGGUUUUCCGGAUAAUGCGUCU
Molecule: messenger RNA, 2906 nt
Organism: Xenopus laevis (African clawed frog)
Lineage: Eukaryota; Metazoa; Chordata; Amphibia; Anura; Pipidae
Product: oocyte zinc finger protein XlCOF7.1-like
Exons: 9
Coding region: 317-2164 (615 amino acids)
Source: RefSeq, a predicted model, not a curated record